AGUUCCCGCGAGAUCUCGUGGCCGGGGCGAGGAGGGAGAUCCAAGCGGGGCGCGCGGCGAGCCAUGGAGGACUUGGAGAAUAAUACCACUGUCUUCUCCACCCUGAGAUCCCUCAACAACUUCAUUUCCCAGCGUAUGGAGGGGGUGUCUGGGCUGGCCACACCAGGAUCAUCUCAAAGCUCCUUACAGAUGCAGUACCAGCAGAGGAUGCAGCUGGAGGAACAGGCUGGGCAGAUCCACUCCAAAUCCCAGCUGCUGCAGGUGGAACGGGAGAAGAUGCAGAUGGAGCUGAGCCACAAACGAGCUCGCAUCGAGCUGGAGAAGGCAGCAAACACCAAUGCCAGGAACUAUGAGCGAGAGGCCGACCGAAACCAGGAGCUGCUCACACGCAUAAAGCAGUACCAGGAAAGAGAAACAGAGGCUGAAAAUAAACUGAAAGAACAAAUGGAGAUGAACAAAUCUUACAAGAAGAGCAUGGAGACAAUGAGUAAGAAGAUGCAAGAGAAGGAGAGCAAAUUAGCUGAAGCUAAUGAAACAAUCACUGUAUUAAAAGGAAAAAUAUCAGAGCUGCAAUGGAAUAUAAUGAACCAAGAGAUGCAGAUGACAAGCCAAGACUCUCAGAAGCAGGAACUGAUGGAGCAGCUGGAUAUUGAAAAAAAGAAAUGGCAGGAGGCAAGUCAGCAAAUCCAGACACUGCAAGCAAGCCAGUCCUUACUGGCAGAAUAUGAGCAGAAGAUUAAGGAUCUGGAGCAGAAGUUGUCCCAGCAGGAACAUGAUGCUCUAAUUGUCAAGAACAUGAAGGCAGAACUGGCUCGUUUCCCAAAAAUGGAGCGUGAAUUGCGCCAGCUCAGGGAGGAAAAUGCCUACUUCAGGGAAAUGAAAGAAAACAAUGGCUUGCUUAAGGAGGAAGUGGAAGGUCUCCAAAGAAAACUGGAACGCUAUGAGAAAGUCCAAGCACAGCUAGUGACUGUGGAAUUGGAAAAUGAGAAACUUCUGGGAAAAUUACAAAGCUGGGAGAAGCUGGACCAGAGCACUGGCUUAAAUAUCAGGACACCUGAUGAUCUCUCCAGACAGAUUGUGGCCCUGCAGCAGCGGGAGCUUGCCCUGAAGGAGCAGAAUUCCACCUUCAUGAACAGUGCCAGGAUGCUGGAGAAGGCCCGGCAGCAGCUGCAGGAGGAAAUCCUGUGUGUUCAGAGCCAGCUCUUGGAGGAGAAGAAGAAACGAGAGCACCAGGAAGCGCUGGUCAGGCGGCUGCAGAAACGUGUGGUGCUCCUCACCAAGGAGCGCGACGGGAUGCGGGCGAUCCUGGAGUCGUACGACAGCGAGCUGACCCCGGCCGAGCACUCGCCGCAGCUCAGCCGCCGCAUGCGCGAGGCCGAGGACCUGGUGCAGAAGCUGCACGCUCACAACACCGAGCUGGAGGCUCAGCUGUCUCAGGUUCUGGAAGAAGUGGGAAACCACAAGCAAAGAGCAGAGAUGCUGGAGGUGGAGAUGAAGGUCCUGAAGUCUCAGCAGUGCACGGCUGAGCAGAGCACUGUCAUCACCAAGGAGGAGGUGGACACGCUCAGGUUGAAAAUUGAGGAGCUGGAAGCUGAACGCAGCAAGCUGGCAGAGGAGAACAGAUCUCUGCAAAUGAAGCUGGAGAGCCUCACUCUGCAGGGUGACUAUGACCCCAGCAGAACCAAAGUUGUCCAUCUCAGCAUGAACCCCAUGAGUUUGGCCAAGCAGCAGCGCCAGGAGGAGCAGCAGCAGCUGCAGGAGGAGUGUGAGAGGCUGAGGGAGCUCGUCAGGGUGCUCAAAGGAGGCGGUUCUGUCUCUGGCAAUCUGGAAGGAGUUGGGGGUUUUCAGUCCCCACAAGAAGUUGCAGAGCUGAAGAAGCAAGUGGAAAGUGCAGAACUGAAAAACCAGCGCCUGAAAGAAGUUUUCCAGACCAAGAUCCAGGAGUUCCGCAAGGUGUGCUACACCCUCACGGGCUACCAGAUCGACAUCACCACGGAGAACCAGUACAGGCUCAGCUCCAUCUACGCCGAGCACCAGGGGGACUGCCUGCUUUUCAAGGCCUCCAGCUCCUCUGGUGGGAAAAUGCAGCUUCUGGAGACAGAAUUCUCUCGAGCCAUCCCGGAGCUGAUCGAGCUCCACCUGCUGCGCCAGGACAGCAUCCCAGCCUUCCUCAGCGCCCUCACCCUCGACCUCUUCAGCCGCCAGACCAUUGCCUAGUGUCCCCCUGCCAGCUGCCAGCCAGGCUCUGGCCCUCCUGGGCAGGACACUCCAGGUAGUGAGGCAAAAUUCUCAUGUCCACCACCCUUAAUUUGUGAUAUUGGGUUGCUUUUGUUUUGCAGGGAACUCCUUCUUCCCCCUUCUUUCAUGCUGAGUCACAAAUCCCACCAAUUCCUCAGAAAAGCAUAAUUUUCCUCCUGUGGGAGAGCAAGUCUAGCUCCAUCCCAGGGCUCUCCUGUGCCAGGAUCCAAUCCCUGCCUUUGAACUGGGUCAUGUGUUCAUAACAGUGCAGUUUCUCAGGAUCUGUCUGGGAAUAUUGUGGGAGCUGCUGGUUUGAGGAGCCCCAGGAUCACCAUUCACAGCUUUUCCCAAAAGGAUUCCCUAAAUCUGGGCCCUAACAGAGAGAAACCUGCAUGAGGCUGGUGCUUCAUGCUGCAUGCUUGUCCUCUCCUAAUGGGAGGCAAAGGCUUGAUCCCUGAGGACAGAGACCCAGUGAAAGUCUCUUGCUCUUGCAAACAUCUCAUCACUCAGUAAUUUUGAAAUGAUUUUUAAGAUAUCAGUGACCUGAGUCUGCCAUCACUCAGCAGACAAGCACAAGCAUAAAUGGCCAUCUGAACCCCUGUACCUGUGUUGACACCUCUGUGGCUCAGUCACUGCCUUGCUUUUGGUUCCUCACCAAGACUUUAGGGGUCUUGGUUAUCUCAGGACUAUAGAAAGUGGAAAGGAGCAGCUUGGGCUGUGUUCAGUGCUGGUGACUUUAGCCUGCUGCCUGCCAUCACCCUGUGGGUAUUUAUUUUGGGAGCUCUCCUUCCUCCUCCCCUCCAUGGAGGGUGGAGCAUCCCCAAAAGUCUCACAUUUUUGUGUUAUAAUGGAUGUAGCUCUUCUGUGAUGAUAAUAAAGUGUCAUUUU
Catharus ustulatus (Swainson's thrush) is the source of this 3126-nucleotide messenger RNA. It is a transcript of the gene MAD1L1, whose product is annotated as mitotic arrest deficient 1 like 1. The record is from RefSeq and is a predicted model, not a curated record. The transcript has 18 exons. Lineage: Eukaryota; Metazoa; Chordata; Aves; Passeriformes; Turdidae. Bases 64 to 2217 code for a protein of 717 amino acids. Gene Ontology annotation, biological process: mitotic spindle assembly checkpoint signaling; attachment of mitotic spindle microtubules to kinetochore. Gene Ontology annotation, cellular component: nuclear envelope; mitotic spindle; kinetochore.